CGCAGGUUCUCGGACAUCCCCAGCCCUUGGUGGCAGGCCACCACGGUGCUGUGCGGGGUCGGCGCCGCCCUCAGCCUCAUGGUGGCCGUGACGGCGGUGGCGGCGUGCUGCAUCAACUACGUGGUCCACAAGGGGUCGGCACGCCUCGCCGGCACCGCCCAGCUCAUCGCCGCUCUUCUCACCUGCGCUGGCAUCGCGGUGUACCCGAUGGGCUGGGACAACCGGGAGGUUCGGGAGAGCUGUGGGCCCGAAGCGCAGGCCUACCGGUUAGGGAGCUGCGAGCUGUCGUGGUCGGCCUACCUGCUGGCGGGGGCCGUGCUGCUGCUGCUGCUCUGCUUCGCGCUCAGCUUCUGCUCGUCCAACGUGCGGCCCAACUCUUCCUUUCGCAUCUGAGUGUACAGCGUCGGCAUGCCCGCGCGCGCCCUCUAGCGGCGCCGGCCGCCUGCGCGGCGCCAGCGUCUGGAUCUCCAUGGACGUGCUGGACUGCCCGCUGUGAGCGGCGGCGGCAGCGCCAGGGCCCUGUGUGAGAGCCCGCGGACGAUGAUGGACAUCGGCGGACGCCCUCUCGCACUCCGGCGAGUGAGGCGGAGUGUGGUGGCCGGACCGGACAUGCCGGCAAAUUUAAAAAAGAAAAGAAAGAAGUGCUUCAGGUGGACUCUUUUUUUUCCCUCUCCGUAGGAAAAGAAAUAAAUUGUUAAAUAUGGACAAUAUAUAUAUUAUGAUUAUUAUUAAUGAUAACGGUAUGACGAUAUCUGUGACUUAUUUUUUACACCCUGUGAAGUGGCAAGGGCGGUUGCGUUUGCGGGAGGAAUGUUAAUGUUUUGUUGUUAGUUUAUACGGUAACGCGGUGGGCGCGCUCACGUGUCAGAAAUCUGAUCCCGUUCUCAAUGCAAACGGAGUGAUUUCAGGGUAUACGUCUCGGGUCGUCUGGGAAAGUCGAGAAAUGUGCGGCCAUGAUUUACUUUCUCGUGUUUUUAUUAUGUUUGAUCGAUAAUUGUAAGUGGGGUGUAAAUGAAUGUGGGGUUGGUUAUGGUUAAAUGUUAUUGACUCAAUUACUGUAUUUUUCUGUUUACAAGUGUUAUAUUGUUCUCGUCAAUGUUCACCUCACUGUAAAAUGCUUGCAAAGGAUGUCAGUUUGUGUUGAACCAAUUAUUUUUUCUGACUAUAAGUAUUGCCAAUAACGAUCGUUGUGUAAACUUUUUGCGGUCUCACGAACUUUUCUCUUUUUCGCGACCCCAAACAAAUAGUUUGCCAGCGUUAGUAAGUUCUCCGCAGUACAAACCAGUAAAAUUCUUCGUAACCUUUUGUGUUGAGUUGUAUUUGCAAGCAUUAUACGGAGUAGUGUCCAUAUAGUUUAUCACUGCAACUGUUUUCUGUGUGAUAUUUUUGUUUUUAAUUUCUGGACGACAUGAUUAGUAAUUUGUAAUUUGUUUAUGCAAGACUUCCCGAUGGUUUAUGGUUUAACUACACAAAUGUGCCAAGACCAUUAUUAUUACUUUUCGGUUCACAAAAAUGCGUUAUCCCACUACGAGAGGGAUCAACUAUCAUUUAAAGGAUAUCCCUCCUGGUCCCUCUUGUGCGUGCUCCGACUCGGUCCCUUUUGUAUUUUUACAACAAUUGUGUCCCGCUCACUGAGAACAUGUUUUUUUUAUUUAUCACGGUUAUAUGGUUCAUUAUACAAUAAAAAGAAUUCUUGUGAUAGCAAACUGA
This is a messenger RNA of Frankliniella occidentalis (western flower thrips), 1710 nucleotides long. RefSeq names its product LHFPL tetraspan subfamily member 6 protein-like. The record is from RefSeq and is a predicted model, not a curated record. Gene Ontology annotation, cellular component: membrane. NCBI's taxonomy places the organism in Eukaryota, Metazoa, Arthropoda, Insecta, Thysanoptera, Thripidae.